CCACAACCUCAUCAUCUUCAACAAAUAACACACACCUACUAAUAACAACACUUUGUUUAAGAGUUCUCCCAUCAUCUACAAUGGCAAGCAUAGAGGAGCUCGCUCGCUUUGCCGUUGCUGAACAAAACAAGAAAGCGAAUUCGAAUUUGGUGUUUGAUAAGGUGAUAUACGAUAUCACGGUGGUGGCGGCCGACCACGGCGGCCAGAAGAAGGUGUACGAGGCAAAGGUGGCGGUGAAUGAAUCGCAGAACACAAAGGAGCUUAAAGAAUUCAAGCUUGUUGGCAAUGAAGCCUCCAAGCCUGCAGCUGGGGGCAUCUCAAGUGUCAGUCUCUAAAUUAAACCAAAUCCUUUCUAGCUAGUUUCUAGUCGAGUCUCGAUCAGAUUCCAUUCGAGAUAGCUUUUCUAAGAACAAUAGUUUAAUUAUAUGUGCAUGGAUUGCCUAAGUACUGUAUGUAUGCAUGCUUGUACGUGGAGAAUAAAGUCUGUGAUUGCCUUCAAAGUUCAUCUGAAUUUGUUGGCAUUUGUAAGGGGUGUGACAUGUUGGAUUGUUAAUAAUAAAACCUAGUCUUGUACUAUGUUGUUUUU
Ipomoea nil (Japanese morning glory) is the source of this 586-nucleotide messenger RNA. RefSeq names its product cysteine proteinase inhibitor-like. Gene Ontology annotation, molecular function: cysteine-type endopeptidase inhibitor activity. The record is from RefSeq and is a predicted model, not a curated record. Lineage: Eukaryota; Viridiplantae; Streptophyta; Magnoliopsida; Solanales; Convolvulaceae. Bases 81 to 335 code for a protein of 84 amino acids. The transcript has 2 exons.